ACUCUAUACCUUCCUCUCUUCAGCCCAAGUCCCAUAGGCGCUUGUGAUAGGCAAAAAUGUACCUUCCCCGCUCCUCUUGACAACCUUCAACCCAGAUAGCAGGUGAUAGCUUCAUGGGUAUACGAUAUCACACCUAUCUCGCAAGAUAUCCCUGUCUUUCUCGAGUUUGUGUUGUAUUACCGUAUUAACAGGACGUUGAUUUCCCCCCGAUUCUGCCGACAAUAUUAAUCCAGUGCACGCGAACAUUUCCCCGCACUUAGCCGUCGGUCGGUCGCAAAAUUUCAUCUGCCUCUACUACAGCCGAUGCGGGGCUCCAGCUGCAAAACCCCCUGGUCUUGUCUGCACAAAAAUACCGGAAACGCCGGAAGGAACGGAGUCGGGGCUUGCCUUUCCGACUUCCUCUCCACUAAGCUCAGGCCCUGCCCAAGACUCCAAGGCCCUGUAUCUACUCUCCGAGUGUAUUCCUUGCUUAUCCAACUCCCUUUAACAUCUCGAGUGUCCAAGUUGACUGACGGGUCAUUGCCAUCGUCAAAACUUCCAUCUUGUUCUUUGAAUUGGUCGCUCGUGUUUUUCGUUUUGAUUCUUUUUGCAUCGGUUGUCCUCCUGUUCAUCAAGCUCAUAAUACUGACGAUUAGGUUUAAAGGAUUGCCUGCGGCCGCAUCCCUCGUGAUUCUCCGGAAGCCUACGCAAGCUCUUCUUUCACGGCUUCCAUCGUGCGAGAUCUCGCGUCUCUCAUUCAUAGGCGGCGCUGGAUACAAUGCUUUGCUGACGGAAGUCGUAGGGGACGUCGUAGAUUGCUGCAGAAUCGUGCAGAGCAAAGCUGAAGCGAUCGAAUAUACUAGCGAGACCGACGCCAAUACCGUAUACCACGGAAGGUGUAAGGAUGCUUCUCGUUCGAUCUUGAUCGAAAAUAACCUCAAAUUGAAGACUUCUUAGCAAGGGGGUUGGAAUGUACGGUCGGGGCGCCCGCCGGUUAGGACAUACAUGCGCCCAUAAUUCUAGAUGAACGA
Molecule: messenger RNA, 1010 nt
Organism: Somion occarium
Lineage: Eukaryota; Fungi; Basidiomycota; Agaricomycetes; Polyporales; Cerrenaceae
Source: the annotation of a GenBank genome assembly